This is a messenger RNA of Saccostrea cuccullata (small rock oyster), 3629 nucleotides long. RefSeq lists its product as uncharacterized. Gene Ontology annotation, biological process: superoxide metabolic process. The coding region runs from base 249 to 3308 and encodes 1019 amino acids. NCBI's taxonomy places the organism in Eukaryota, Metazoa, Mollusca, Bivalvia, Ostreida, Ostreidae. Gene Ontology annotation, molecular function: metal ion binding. The transcript is spliced from 11 exons. The record is from RefSeq and is a predicted model, not a curated record.
ACUCUUUUAUCAAUGAUUGAUUGCAUAAACAUGAACACAAAAUGUACAUACUUAUGUACACUCAUAAAGCCACAAUGAGGACAUUAAACUGGUCACGUGUCAUCGGCUUGUUCCCUCCGAUUUCUUUACUACGUGAAUACACACUCAGUUGUACGGCCGUGGGAGCUAAAGAAAAAUGUGUUCAAUAUAACAAGGCCAGUUAUCGGGACGGCUAGGGGCUAAUUCGAAUUCAUAUUAAAGUUUCAAAAAUGACUGGAAUUUUUAUUCAGUGGAUUGUCGCUUUUGUUUUUGCAGUUGUUUCUACAAAAGCGCAAUCAACUUUAAUUGGAAACAUUAAAAUGAAAGGAGUAACUGGCAAUGUGACCUUGACCCAGUCAUCUCAAGGUCAGGCUAUAACAGUGACCACGUCAUUAUCGGGGCUGAACCAGAGUAACACGAUGAUUAUCCGGGAGGCGCGGCUGUUAUACGACGGAUCCGCCACUAUGUGUUCUGACGAUCGUCUGGGUAGGCAAAUGGGGACUUUCAGUGCAACUGUACCCAGCAGCGGAACAAGCACCAACAGUAUCAGUGAUGGCACCGAUAUCCGUGAUUUAACAGGGAGAUCUGUAGUCCUAACGGACACAACAAAUCCCAACUCCACAGUCUGCACAACCCUGGAAUCAAGCGAAACACAUUUUACAGCUUCUGCUAUAUUCCCGUCUAAUAUAGCCGGGAAGAUCACAUUCCGACAGGCCAGUAGUCCGAACAACGCUCCAAUGUCAAUGUGUGUCGACCUCUACAGAGUGACCGACACAGACAAUACAACUGUAGGGGAAUUCAGCUGGGAGGUAUUCACAAAAUCGGUCUCUGCUGACACCUCUAUCGUUGCUCUCAGUCAAAGGUGUUCAAACAUUGGGUCCCUAGACACAGACCUAACAUCAACACAUGGCAAACUUAGUGUAAGCUUGCAACAAGGACAGAAUGUUCGAUGUUUUGUUGAUAAAAGUCUUACUAUGCAGUCCUUGGUUGGAAAAUCCCUGGCAAUCAAAUCCAGCGAUGGAACAAUCGUCUCAUGUGGAACUAUCCGUCAGGUCAUGAAAAGAAGCACAAUGACCCGGUUCAGUAGAGAUGGGGUCAAAGGUUACAUAAAAUUUUCCCAAGAAUCCAUGUAUGAUCCAACGACAGUUGAUGUGAAUGUUACUGGAUUGCAAUCCUUGGCCGGCGGUUACCACAUACAUAAAUGGCCGGUUCCACAGAAACUGACCAAGAUGGAAAAAGUUUGUGAUCCAUCAUAUGUGUCAGGUCACUUUAACCCUAAUAACAUCGAUGUCAAUACUUCCCCAAGUCCUGGUACAGGAACUCCAGAUCAGUAUGAAAUAGGAGACAUCAGUGGAAAGUUUGGUGUUUUAAACGGAAAAUCAGACUUAGUAGAUACAUUUACUGACUAUAACCUCCCAUUAUAUGGGAUGCAUAGUGUAAUAGGACGAUCCAUUGUCAUCCACAAGCAAAGUGGAGGUGCAAGAUGGGUUUGUGCAAAUAUUGAAUCCACCGAAGAAAUGAGGAUAGCCCAGAUAACGUUUACUUACCCAUACAUCGGAUACAUGGUUUUCCAGCAGCCUCUCAUGAAUUGGUACCAAGCUGAAACUCAGAUAUACGUGGAACUUGACAUGAUGACUCAGACAGGGCAAUCGACAGAUCACAAGUGGCACGUUCAUGAAAAAAUGGUUGGGAUGGAUUCAUUGGAUUCAACUGGAAGAUGUAGCUCUACAGCUGGACAUUACAAUCCAUACCAAGUGGAUCUGGAAGGGAACUACGCCUCCCAGUGUAGUUCAUCUAAUCCACUCAGGUGUGAGGUUGGAGAUGUAGCAAACAAACAUGGUAACAUCGAUAUCGGCACCUCUGCUGAAGGGAAACAGCGCUACUUCUUCACGGACGUUGAUCUUCCACUUUCUGGUCCGCUGAGCAUUAUUGGAAAGUCUGUGGUGAUUCAUGGUGCAAACAAAGGGGGUGAAAGAAUGUCAUGUGGAAACAUCUACGAGCUUCCGAAACGUGUUGUAAAAGUGGAUAAAUGGAGUCAGAUGGUAAGUUCAAGUAUGGGUGGAUACGUUAAACUGACUGAAGAUUCUGCAGGUUGUUUGAGUGGAGUGACCACAACAGAGAUCAAUCUCAACAACCUGGCAUCACAAGCUAGUGGCCUUCAUGUGCACGAGUAUCCCGUCCCAACAGGAAGCGAUUCGCCCUGUUCACCAGCAAGCGUUGGUGGACAUUUCAAUCCAUUCGAAAUAGACGUGAAUACCAGUCCCGCUAACGGAGCUGGAACAGACGAUCAGUACGAGAUCGGAGAUUUAAGUGGUCGCUAUGGAAGCCCACUAAAUGGAAAGACCAGUAUUGCUAUGACCGACAUGGAUACCAAUGUACCACUCCGUGGGCCUCUAAGUGUUGUUGGCCGAUCCAUUGUGAUACACAAAGCUGAUUCAUCUCGGUGGCUUUGUGGUGACAUCAUGGAGGACACAGAGGUUACUAAAGGAGUGAUGUACAAGGCUAAAGCGACUUUCGCCUCUGGAGAUAUUCAAGGAACAAUCACACUUAUGCAGUAUGCUUACCCCGGCGGAGGUAUGAGUGAUACUGAUGUGUUAGUGGACUUAUACUACGCACAAAACCGAAGUAAAAUUACAUCAAACCAUAACUGGCAUGUUCAUGAAAAUCAAGUGACCACAGACUGCGCUUCUACGGGAGGUCACUAUAACCCAUUCCAGGCCGACUUACAGAAUAAUUAUGACGAAUGUAGCUUUUCGAACCCUCUUCGCUGUGAACUAGGGGAUCAGGCUUCAAAGUUAGGACAAUAUGACAUAGGAAAUGGUAGACGAUUCUAUACUGAUGUCUAUCUUCCCCUGAUGGGUCAAUUCGGAGUAAUCAGUCGUUCCUUUGUUGUGCAUGCAGAGAAUGGCGGCGCGUCUCGUGUGACCUGCGCUAACAUUAUGCCAUUGGACGGCAUGACAAUGCCAAUGUCCUUUCCAGUGCAAUCAAAUUUCAAUAAAGAAACCAUGAGAACAAAGAUAGCUGCAGCACUGGGCACCCAGACAUUUAACCUUAUGGUGGAACAGAUGCCCUCUAAUGCAGUGGUGGAUGGAAACUGCAUGCAGGCCACUGUUUAUUUCAUGGGCCCGGAAUCCAGAAGCCUUUAUAGUGAGCUGGGCUCCUUAAUGAAACAAAAUUCCAACUUGCUUGGUGCAUAUGCACCAUGUUCAGGAUCAAAUUCACUCCAUUUUUCAAUUGUAUUAUUUGGACUACUGUUUUGUAUACAACAAUUUUUGUCCAAGUGGAGAUGAUAGAUGGAGCUUAGACUAGUGCCAUUACUACACAAUACAUAUCAUAUAGUGUCUCCCCUCGCCAGAGGGUCAAACUAUUAUUCCUGUCAUUGGUCAAACUAAGGACAAUGAUUUAUGGUACUUGUUUGUACAUGAACUCUCUGUGUACAUGUACACAGUAUAUAUUUAUACAUUCUCAUGUCUUUUCAUUUACAAUGCAUAUACAUUUUAUAUAUAUAAGAAGUUCAUGUUCUUCAAAGUCAUUGUAUACAUUAUACUGUAUAAAUUGAUAAUGUUCUUGUAAUAUAGUAUUUUUUUCAGAUUUUUACAAUAUAUCAAGUA